This is a messenger RNA of Anarrhichthys ocellatus (wolf-eel), 3391 nucleotides long. RefSeq names its product rap1 GTPase-activating protein 1-like. Gene Ontology annotation, biological process: regulation of small GTPase mediated signal transduction. The coding region runs from base 983 to 3229 and encodes 748 amino acids. The record is from RefSeq and is a predicted model, not a curated record. Gene Ontology annotation, cellular component: cytoplasm. Lineage: Eukaryota; Metazoa; Chordata; Actinopteri; Perciformes; Anarhichadidae. Gene Ontology annotation, molecular function: GTPase activator activity. The transcript has 25 exons.
GAUGAAUGAGCCAGUAAAAAGGUAGAGCAGACGGGGAAACAGAUACUCAGUCUGUACUGCUAUCUCUGCAGUGCUGGCAGUGCUGGAAUGCUGCCGCGAGUGGCACGUGGAGGCUGGCAGGGAGCUGAGCGUGCACGCCGCUUGCCACUGCAGAUAGACCACUUCAUUCCUGAAUGCUUUAGGUGUGGCGGCACGAGUGGCCCUCAACCCCCUCUCUGUCUGACUGCAGCAGGUUAAACGGUGCCUCGCCGCAGUAUCAUCACUCCUUCCCUCUGGAAUACAGAAACAGGAGGAUCUCUCUUUCCAGCCAGGCCUGCAUUACUCAGCAGUGGCUGGACUUGUGUGCAGGAACUGCAGUCUGGCCAUCGGGCUUCCACUGCGUCAGACUGUAGCAGAACAGCUACACCGCACGGUAGAAAAGAAGAGGAGAAAGCACUGGAUAAUCUAAAAGAGGAUACAAAACACCACAGGAAUUGUGAACAAGGAUUAUAGGCGUGAAGAGGAGGAAGAAGGACAAAGGAAGUGAGUGGAUGAGAUGACAUGACAGGAAGAGAAAGAAGAGAACGGUGUGAUGGUGUCACAAAAAACAUUUAGAGUUCAGCAGAGUUACACUUGGUCCUCUUCGCCUUGUUCCUUUGUCUGAGUCAUGCUCUUCUUCAAAGCACAAAAGUGCUGAGUGAAUUUGGAGGAUCCUUCCCAUUGUGAUAAUAGAACUUGAAUUGUUUUACAAACUCAUAAGUGUUCAUACCCAGCAGGACACACCAAUUUCUAACAAAAAAAACCUGUUGCGCUUUUAGAAAGGAUUUUUCACUCUGAUAAGCCUAAGGACGAAAAUACCAAUGCAACUACAGAUACAAAAAUAACUGAGAGCCAGAGUCAAGAUCUUCCUCCAGGUUCUGUAUGUUGGACAGGAAGCGACUAGAAAUUAGAGCGGUUAGUUAAAUCCUUCGACUGCAAAACUGUAACAGCACAACCCAGCAAAAUGCCGUGCUCACCUUUCCGAAUUGGAAGGCCAAGAAAAUUCUGGAAACAAGAUGGGAGUGACCCGCGAAUGUCUGGAACACUAGAGCCCCAGCUGUUCCAGCCUACAGUCCCGUACGCCACCUCGCCAUUCCACAAGACCCCAGAUUUAUUUGAAAUGAUUGAAAAGAUGCAGGGCAACAGGAUGGAUGAGCAGCGAUGCACCUUUCCUCCCCCACUCAAGACUGAGGAGGAUUACAUUCCAUACCCAAGUGUCCAUGAGGUGUUGGGCAGAAAAAGCCCCUUUCCUCUCAUCCUCCUGCCACAGUUUGGGGGUUACUGGAUUGAAGGGACGAACCAUGAGAUGAGUUACACAGUGGAAACGGAACAGCCGCAGCCGCUGUCCCCGAACACCCGCACCAAGCUGGAAUGUAAUACAACAGCGACACUCUUCCGGAAACACUUUCUGGGCAAGGAGCACUUUAAUUACUAUUCAGUGGACAGUGCCCUUGGACAUCUGGUGUUCUCUCUAAAGUACGAUGUGAUUGGUGACCAGGAACAUCUCCGUCUAAUGCUAAGAACCAAGCUGAAAACCUACCAUGAUGUGAUCCCCAUUUCCUGUCUGACAGAGUUUCCCAAUGUGGUCCAAAUGGCCAAGCUCGUCUGUGAAGAGGUCAAUGUGGACCGCUUUUUUCCUGUCCUUUAUCCCAAAGCUUCAAGACUUAUUGUAACCUUUGAUGAACAUGUGAUAAACAACAAUUUCAAGUUUGGGGUCAUUUAUCAAAAGUAUGGACAGACUUCAGAGGAAGAGCUGUUUGGCAACAGUGAAGAGAGUCCUGCCUUUGUAGAAUUCCUGGAGUUUCUGGGAGAGAAAAUUGAGCUGCACAACUUUAAAGGUUUCCGUGGAGGGUUAGACGUGACUCAUGGGCAAACUGGCACUGAAUCUGUCCACUGCAACUACCGUAACAAAGAGGUCAUGUUCCAUGUGUCCACAAAGCUGCCUUACACAGAUGGGGACACCCAGCAGUUGCAGAGAAAGAGGCACAUAGGUAACGACAUUGUGGCCAUCUUAUUCCAAGAGGAAAACACUCCCUUUGUACCGGACAUGAUCGCCUCCAACUUCCUUCACGCAUACGUUGUGGUCCAAGUGGUCAACCCCUGCUCUGACAAUGUCCUCUACAAGGUGUCAGUGACAGCACGGGAUGAUGUACCUUUCUUUGGCCCCGCCCUCCCAAACCCUGCAGUCUUUAAAAAAAGCCCUGAAUUCCAUGAAUUCCUUUUCACUAAGCUCAUCAAUGCAGAGUACGCCUGCUGCAAAGCUGAAAAAUUUGCCAAAUUAGAGGAACGAACGAGGUCGGCCUUGUUGGAGACCCUUUAUGAGGAGCUCCAUGUGAACAGCCAGGCCAUGAUGGGUGUUGGAGGAGACGACGACAAACUGGAAAACGGGAGUGCAGGAGGAGGGGGCUUCUUUGAAUCCUUCAAGCGGGUGAUGCGCAGCAGGAGCCAGUCUAUGGAUGCCACGGGUCUUACUUUCAAGAAGCCGCACACAUUCUCCACUAGCUUCAGCAGCAGCUUUAACCACGACCCCGCAGAGAGCCCCAAAUUCCCAGGGAUAUCAUUGCUGGUCCCAGGCAAAAGUCCCAGUAAAUAUGGACGUCGAGGCAGUGCCAUAGGGAUAGGAACAGUAGAAGAGUCAUUGAUAAUCCCAGGGAAAAGCCCAACCAGGAAAAAGUCUGGUCCUUUCAGCUCCAGGAGAAGCAGUGCCAUCGGUAUAGAAAACAUUCAAGAAGCCCACGAGAAGAGUAGAGAGAGCGCCCCAAUAACCCAAAAGACCCCUGACAGCGGCCACGUCUCUCAAGACCCCAAGUCUGACAACUCGUCCAAUCAGAGCUCUCCGGAGGUGCUCCCAAUUGCCAAGAACAGUUCUUAUCUCGGUGGCAGGGCCCCAUCCAUCCCCGAGGCUCAUGACCUCUCCCGCUCCUCCUCCAACGCUAGCAGCUUUGCCAGUGUUGUGGAGGAGAACGAGACAGAGCCCACAGAGGACUAUGACACAGCCAUGGAGAGUUUGUCGGCUGUCGGGACGCCACACAAGCGAGACUCCCUCACCUACACCACCUGCCUGGAGGACAGCAUCAGCAGCACCAGUAUCACCAGUCGCAGCAGCUCGCCAGGUGAGAGAGGGCCUGGAAAACCUGAACGAGGGAAGGGGACAGAUGUGCGUAUCAAACUGGAACGCCCAGACGAUCAUCAGUCCUCAUCGAACUGUUAGCUCCACCCAUACGGUUGUAUCCUGGAUCUCCAUCUUCAGCAUUCCCAUAAAUCACAAUCCCUCUGGGAGGUGAGACGAGUACAGGCCUUUGCCAUGACCAAUGAUGAGAAGAUGAGAAAGAAGAGGAAAAGCAGGUGGGGCUUGGCCAGUCUGCUGCUCAGU